AAUAAUAAGUGAAAUAAUUUAUAUCAUUUGGUAAAAUUAUCCUAAUUUGUUGGACGGCAUAGAUACGGUUAGAACGAUUAAUUGUUUGAUUUUUUUAAUCGUUAAUUAACCGGAGCUUGAUCGAAGUUGUCUUUAAUCACCGAUUAGAUUAAUUGGAGCUCGGUGAAAACCGCCUUAAGGAAAGCAGAAAGCAGAAACGUCAACGCGCCAUCUGAAAGUAUCCGUACGUCGAGGAAAGUGGAGCGUGGAGCAGUCGAGAUAUGAAUUUGAAAACAAUGGAAAACCGUCAAAAGUAAUUUUGGCACGUGUUUGUUCGAUUCGGUUAUUGUUGCAAGAAGUGCAAGUGAUCUAAUGACCUUGCUGAACGAAAAUGCAGACGCGCAGUUCCUCUAGUAGCGACGACGGAAGUACCGAGCCGGCGAACAAAGGCGCGGAGGCCGCGGAAAAGGAGAGGCUGCUCCGAGAGAUACAGGAGCUGAAAUGUAUCGUCAAACAGUGCGAAUGGAGUCUGCAGACGUUGCGCUUUAAGGACGUGGAGGAACGCGUGACCAAAAGAUCCUUGCAGAGCCGGGACGUUUCCUCGCUGACGCGAAACAGAGUGCCGAAUGUCGAGGUCGAUCUGCAGAACGAUCUGUACAGAUUCGCCGGGUUUCGUUGCGUUAAAUUUCGGAGGGACGAGAUUAUAUUUAAUUUCACAUCGACAAACGAAAAGCAGAAGGACAACACUCACGCGGUGCAGAUCUUCAUCAAGGAUGGAAAGGGCAAUCUGGGAAAAUGGGUGAUGCCAAUGUCAAUCGAUAUGAAUUACAUAUUAUCCAAAACGCCUAUCGACCAAUUGAAAAAUUUAACUGCCUUUAUAAAGAACUGCAAGCACAAUGUCGACUGCUACACGGCGCGGCAAGAGCAAUUUCUGUCGUUACAGAAUAGUAUUUCACAUAUGAAGCAUUGUACUCUGCAGUCAGACCUUGGAUUCAAGCAAAUCAGUUUAGAAUUGUAUGGUGUACACGAUAAUGAAAGUGACAGAUAUAUAGACUUGAUAAUACAUUUGCUUUAUCAUUUCGACAAAGCAAGACCUUACAAAAUUGAGGUUAAUGCAACGAACAAAAGCAAGUUAAGCGACGAUGCAAAACAGAGAUUAAAGAUAUGCUUGAAGGAAUUUAGAAUAUCAGACUUACAAACUGCAUUCGACAAGAUUCUAGAUCCAGAGGACAAUUCCACAUUUACAUGGACACGGGCAGACGACAGUGAAAGUCCAUUGGAAUUGAAUGAUACUAGCAGUUCUGAUGAAGAAGACUUCUUAGUUCAGCUGCAAUCAGAUCGGAAGAGAUCGUUGAGAAAGCUUCAGAGAAAGCGUGAAUUGCAUAAGAAAUGGAAUGAAAGGAAAAGGCGAAGACUUAUUAGAAAUAUUACUGACUCAUCGGAAGAUGAUCAAGAGGAUAGCCACUCAAAAGUGAAAGUAUCACGUACUGAGAAACCACGGCAAAUUCCGAUAAGAAAGAAGAAAACAGAAAAGGCUACACCUAUUCAAACCUACACAAACCAAAAGAAAAUUAUUAAAAAUCCACCAAUAAAUCCACUGGAAGAAACAACGCCAAUGCACAAAUCUAAAGUUAAAUUGAAGCAGACAAAAUUAAAUUUCCAAACUCACGAGGCUACGAAUUCUAAUACAAGUAAAAUAUCUUUGGUUGAAUCAAGACUGCAUAAUAGACCUGAUAACAAGCAGUUGACGAUUGCCAAACUAAUUACCAGCACUCCACUACGUGUCAACAUUAGAAGACUAUCACCUAGUCUAGAGAUUAAUAAUAUUACAUCUAUUGAAACGACCAAGAAAACGGCAAAUAAAUUAGAUGACUCCAAAAAUAGCGAUCAAUUAGGCAAUGAAAAGACUCGGGAAAGGAAUACUCGAUCAUUACGAAGUAGCACGAAGACCACUGGAUUGUCACCACAAAUGAAGACAAAUCAACGCCUUACAAGAAGCAUGAUAAAAAGUUAGGAAGUAAAAAAACGUGUAUAAGUAUAUAAAAGUAUGAGAGAGGUAACGAGGUGUGUUUACUGCAAAUAAACUAUAUAUAUGUUCUAUGCAUUUCAAAAAAUACAUUUCAUAUAUAUAUCUUUUUUUUUAUCACGUCAUCCCCCUGUAUUUGUAUCUUAUUGUAAAAUAAACAGACAAUGGUACAUGUGA
Molecule: messenger RNA, 2182 nt
Organism: Temnothorax curvispinosus
Lineage: Eukaryota; Metazoa; Arthropoda; Insecta; Hymenoptera; Formicidae
Exons: 4
Coding region: 371-1993 (540 amino acids)
Source: RefSeq, a predicted model, not a curated record